CCUAGGCUCCUGGAGCGCGCCGGGCCGGGCCGUACCACCGCCGCCAGCGUCGCGGCCGCCGCCGCGCCAACCAUGUCGGCGGCCAAGGAGAAUCCGUGCAGGAAAUUCCAGGCCAACAUCUUUAACAAGAGCAAGUGUCAGAACUGCUUCAAGCCGCGCGAGUCGCAUCUGCUCAACGACGAGGACCUGACGCAGGCAAAACCCAUUUAUGGUGGCUGGUUACUCCUGGCUCCAGAUGGGACUGAUUUUGACAACCCAGUGCACCGGUCUCGGAAAUGGCAGCGGCGGUUCUUCAUCCUUUAUGAGCACGGACUCUUACGCUAUGCCUUGGAUGAGAUGCCCACAACCCUCCCUCAGGGCACCAUCAACAUGAACCAGUGCACAGAUGUAGUGGAUGGGGAAGGCCGCACUGGACAGAAGUUUUCCCUCUGCAUCCUGACGCCUGAGAAAGAGCAUUUCAUCAGAGCAGAGACCAAGGAGAUCAUCAGUGGGUGGUUAGAGAUGCUUAUGGUCUAUCCCAGGACCAACAAGCAGAACCAGAAGAAGAAACGGAAAGUGGAGCCACCCACCCCGCAGGAGCCUGGGCCUGCCAAGGUAGCUGUCACAAGCAGCAGCAGUAGCAGUAUCCCAAGUGCUGAGAAAGUCCCCACCACCAAAUCCACCCUGUGGCAGGAAGAAAUGAGAGCUAAGGACCAGCCCGAAGGAAGCAGCCUGAGCCCAGCUCAAAGUCCUAGCCAGAGCCAGUCUCCUACUGCUAGCUCCCUGCGGGAAUCAGGGCUAGACAACAAAGAAGAGGACAGUGCCAUGAAUGGUGACCGUGUGGACUGUGGCCGCAAGGUGCGGGUGGAGAGCGGCUACUUCUCCCUGGAGAAGGCCAAGCAGGACCUGAAGGCGGAGGAGCAGCUGCCCUUGCCGCUCUCCCCGCCCAGCCCCAGCACCCCCAACAGCAGGUAUGGUUGCCCUGAAUCGCCCUUCCAGGAGCUCGGCCGUUCCCUUCACUCCCCAGGUCCUCAAGCCCCCAGCCGAAUGGUCUACAGCAUCUCCCUCAGCAGCCUGGGUGAGGCCAGCCGGCCCCCUAUCCAUGAGGACUCCAGCAGCGCUAGGGGGCGGGAAACAGAAAGACUGGGGAGCACCUUUGCCUUUAAAGCCAGCAGGCAGUAUGCCGCCCUGGCCGACGUCCCUAAGGCCAUCAGGAUCAGCCACCGAGAAGCCUUCCAGGUGGAGAGAAGGCGGCUGGAGCGUAGGACUCGGGCCCGGAGCCCUGGCAGGGAAGAGGUGGCCCGUCUGUUUGGCAACGAACGGAGGAGGUCCCAGGUAAUUGAGAAAUUUGAGGCUUUAGACAUUGAGAAAGCAGAACACAUGGAGACCAAUGCAUCAGCCAUGCCCUCCCCAUCAAGUGAUACUCGCCAGGGCCGCAGUGAGAAGAGGACCUUCCCUAGGAAGCGGGACUUCACCAGCGAAGCCCCCACUGCUACUCUCUCAGAUGCCUCGGCUUCCCCCCUGUCUCCACACCGAAGAGCCAAGUCACUGGACAGGAGGUCCACGGAGUCCUCCAUGACGCCUGACCUGCUGAAUUUCAAGAAAGGCUGGCUAACCAAGCAGUAUGAGGAUGGGCAGUGGAAGAAGCACUGGUUUGUCCUGGCUGAUCAGAGCCUGAGAUACUACAGGGACUCCGUGGCUGAAGAGGCAGCUGACUUGGAUGGGGAAGUUGACUUGUCCACAUGUUAUGAUGUCACAGAGUAUCCAGUGCAGAGAAACUAUGGCUUCCAGAUACAUACAAAGGAGGGUGAGUUCACCUUGUCAGCCAUGACAUCAGGGAUCCGACGGAACUGGAUCCAGACCAUCAUGAAGCAUGUACACCCAACCACAGCCCCAGAUGUGACCAGCUCAUUACCAGAGGAAAAGAACAAAAGCAGCUCAUCUUUUGAGACCUUUUCCAGGCCACAUGAGAAGCAAGAGGUAGACCCUGGGCAGCUCGAUCCCGAACAGAAGAGAAGCCGUGCUCGAGAGCGAAGGCGGGAGGGCCGCUCUAAGACCUUUGACUGGGCUGAGUUCCGCCCCAUCCAGCAGGCUUUGGCACAAGAGAGGGCCAGUGCCACAAGGCCCUCUGAUUCCCGUGACCCUGGUCAUCCUGAAGCAGAAUCUGGAGAGUUGGAGCGGGAACGUGCUAGGCGACGGGAAGAGCGCCGCAAGCGCUUUGGGGUGCUGGACACCGUAGAUGGACCCAGCGCUGAGGACAUAGCUCUACGCAUGGACGUUGACCGGAGCCCAGGGCUUCCAGGAACUGAUCUCAAGACACAAAAUGUUCAUGUGGAGAUAGAGCAGCGAUGGCAUCAAGUGGAGACUACCCCUCUACGGGAAGAAAAGCAGGUGCCCAUUGCCCCCUUGCACCUGUCCUCAGAGGAUGGAAGUGACCGACUCUCCACACAUGAGCUUACUUCUCUGCUGGAAAAGGAGCUGGAGCAGAGUCAGAAGGAGGCUUCGGACCUUCUGGAGCAGAACCGACUCCUGCAAGACCAGCUGAGGGUGGCCCUGGGUCGAGAGCAGACAGCCCGGGAGGGCUAUGUGUUGCAGACUGAAGUGGCCACCUCCCCGUCCGGUGCCUGGCAGAGGCUCCAUAGAGUCAACCAAGACCUCCAAAGUGAGCUGGAAGCCCAGUGCCAGCGGCAGGAGUUGAUCACGCAGCAGAUUCAGACCCUGAAACGUAGCUAUGGGGAGGCCAAGGAUGCGAUCCGGCACCAUGAGGCCGAGAUCCGGAGCCUGCAAGCGAGGCUCAGCAAUGCUGCUGCUGAGCUAGCCAUCAAGGAGCAGGCACUAGCCAAACUCAAAGGUGAGCUGAAGAUGGAGCAAGGUAGAGUCCGCGAGCAGCUGGAAGAGCGGCAACACAGUGAGGCUGCCCUGAGCGGCCAGCUGAAGGCCAGUGAACAGAAACUCAAGAGUGCUGAGGCCCUGCUGCUAGAGAAGACUCAGGAGUUGCGGAACCUGGAGACACAGCAGGCGCUGCAGCGGGAUCGGCAGAAGGAGGUGCAGAGGCUACAGGAGCGCAUCGCUGACCUCAGCCAGCAGCUGGGUGCCAGUGAGCAGGCCCAGCGGCUGAUGGAGGAAAAGCUGCAGAGGAACUACACACUGCUGCUAGAGAGCUGUGAGGAGGAAAAGCAGGCCCUGCUACAGAACCUGAAAGAAGUUGAAGACAAGGCCAGUGCCUAUGAGGACCAGCUGCAGGGCCAUGCACAGCAGGUGGAGGCCCUCCAGAAAGAGAAGCUGAGUGCCACAUGUGAGGGCAGUGAGCAAGUACACCAGUUAGAGGAACAGCUGGAAGCCCGGGAAGCCAGCAUCCGCCAGCUUGCCCAGCAUGUGCAAGGCCUCCGUGAUGAGCGAGACCUCAUCAGGCAGAGGUUCCAAGAGCUUAUGGAGCGUGUGGCCAUGUCUGAUGGGGACGUGGCCGAGCUCCGGGAGAAGCUGAGAGGAAGAGAGGCCGACUACCAGAGCCUGGAGCACUCACACCGCAGAGUCUCUGGCCAGCUGCAGAGCAUGCGCACUCUGCUGAGAGAGAAGGAAGAGGAGCUGAAGCACAUUAAGGAAGUGCACGAGAGAGCUCUGGAAAAGAAAGACCAGGAUCUCAAUGAGGCUUUGGUUAAAAUGGUUGCCUUGGGGAGCAGCUUAGAGGAAACAGAAAUUAAGCUGCAAGCAAAGGAAGAGAUUUUACGGAAAUUUACAAGUGACUCUCCAAAGGAUGUAGAAGAGCCUCGGAGCACUCCCGAGGACACGGAGGAGGAUGGUGUUCUGCUCUUGGAUCAACAACUCCCAGCUGCUGGAGCACCUCUAGGCUUUCCCCACAUUAAGCUGGAGAAUGAGGAACCUAGCACUGGUCUGGGAGAGGAGAGUGGCAAUGGCAGCCCUGACAGAGAAGAGCAUGCCGUGUCCUCCAAGUCUGUGGAAGUGCCUGAUAGAGAAGGACAUCCACAGAGCACAGCCAAGCCUGACCAGGGAACAUCUGGUGUUAAAAGGCAAAGAAUACGGUUCUCCACCAUCCAGUGCCAAAAAUACAUCCACCCUGAGGGAUCUGAGAAGACCUGGACCAGCAGCACAUCAUCAGACACCAGCCAGGACCGGUCCCCCUCGGAGGAGAGCAUGUCCUCAGAGGCCACCCCCAGUACACUGCCCACAACAGGAGACUCCGAGACAUACCUCUCCAUAAUCCACUCCCUGGAGACCAAGCUCUACGUCACAGAGGAGAAACUCAAGGAUGUGACUGUGAGACUAGAGAGCCAGCAGGGCCAGAGCCACGAGGCGCUGCUUGCAUUGCACCACCAGUGGGCUGGCACUGAGGCACAGCUCCGUGAGCAGCUCCGUACCAGCUUGCUGCAGGUGGGUGCACUGGCCUCCCAGCUGGAGCAGGAGAGGCAGGAGAGGGCCACAAGCAUUGAGAACCACGUUGGGGAGUUGGGAGACUUCCAAGCAAAGAACAGCCAUGCCCUGUCAUGCUUAGAAAACUGCCGAGAACAGUUGAAGUCUCUGCCAAAGGCCGACCAGGAGGAUGAACAGGACACACGUGCAGCCUCCCUGGCCAAUGUAGAGAAUGCACUCCUGAGUGCCAUUGAAGCCUUGCGACCCUGGGCAGCCCUUGCAGAAAGCGGAGUUGAGGCUGGGCAGGAGAAAGGGCAUUCUGUGGAGGGUAAGAUGGCAGCCCUCACACAGCAACCCGGCCAGUCAGUGCUGAGUGAGCAAGAGCACAUGAAGCUGCUCUCUGAUCAGAUAGCCCUGGAGGCUUCACUCAUUAACCAAAUAGCAGAUUCUUUAAAGAACACAACCUCUGAUGUAUCUUGUGUUCUUCAUGAGCUUGCUCAGUCAGGAGAGUGGCCACUGGAAGGAGAAAGUGCCAUUGUCUCCUCUGGGGCUCCAGUGGAAGCCUGGGCCAAGAAAGUGUUAGUGGAUGGUGAGUUCUGGAGCCAGGUCCAGUCCCUUAGUAAGCACUUGGGGACACUGGGAGAAGAGGCAACUGACACAUCAGGAGGUGAACAACAGCAUGUGCCCCGAGGCCUGGCUGAAGCCACAUGGGUCCGAGCAGAGCUCAGCUUUGCCACACAGUUCAUAAGGGAGUCAUUCCACCGCAGGCUUCAGAGAGUCCAGGAGACUCUGCAGGGGACCCAGACAGCCCUACAGCAGCACAAGUGUAUGCUGAGGGAAAUCCUGGGUGCUUACCAAACCCCUGGCUUUGAGAGAAUGAUGCAGCAGAUUUCAGAAGCCCUUGAGUAUCCAGCACGCAUUGAGGACAGUUGCCAGAUAUCCUGGGACCUGAACCCAUUAGAAGAAGUACGGAAGCCAGGUUCAGAUGGCACUCAGGAACCCUUGCUCCACCAAAGCCCUGGGAUCCUUGUUGCUAUUCAGGAAGAGCUUGCCCAGCAGCUGAGGGAGAAGGCUAAUGUCCUCAAAGAGAUCGCUGCUGCCUUGCCAGCUCUGCCACCCUCAGAGUCACUCCAGAAUUGUCAGAAGCUUCUACAGAUGUCCCAGAAUCUCUCAUACAAUGCUUGUCUGGCAGGCCUCAGUCAGUAUUCUUCAUUACUGGUUCAAGAUGCAAUUAUUCAAGCUCAAGUGUGCUAUGCAGCCUGCAGAAUUCGGUUGGAGUAUGAAAAGGAAUUGCAGUUCUAUAAGGCAUCCUGGAAAGCCAGGGGGCCUUCUUGCCAGGAGCAGGCACACGCAGUUGGGGUCCUGCGAGAGGAAUAUGAAGAACUGCUUCGUAAGCAAAAGAGUGAAUACUUGGAAGUGAUCACCCUCAUUGAAAGGGAAAACACUGAGCUCAAGGCCAAGGUGAAUCAGCUAGACCAUCAGCAAAGGUGUCUCAAAGAAGCAGAAAGCAAACACAGUGAAAGCAUGUUUGCCCUGCAGGGCAGGUAUGAAGAGGAGAUCAGAUGUGUGGUGGAGCAGCUGAAUCGCACUGAGAACACACUGCAGGCUGAGCGCAGCCGGGUCCUAAGCCAGCUGGAUGCCUCAGUCAGAGAUAAACAGGACAUGGAGCGGCAGCAUGUACAACAGAUGCAGACACUGGAAGAUAGGUUCCAGCUGAAGAUCAAGGAACUUCAGGCCAUCCAUGAAGAAGAGCUGAGAGCUCUGCAGGAGCACUAUGCACGGAGCCUUCAAGAGACCCUUGGUCUCUGCCAACAGCGGCACUCUGAGGCUCUUUCAGUUUCCUCCCCCUGCUGGCAGCCUGAGCCUGGGGAUGCCCAGGAGGCUGACAGGGAACCUGACUCCAUGACCGGGCUGCGAGAGCGCAUCCAGGAGCUAGAGGCCCAAAUGGAUGUCAUGCGGGAAGAGUUGGGCCACAAGGAGCUAGAGGGCGAUGCAGCUACACUACGGGAGAAGUACCAGCGGGACUUUGAAAACCUCAAGGCCACAUGCGAGCGAGGCUUUGCUGCCAUGGAGGAGACUCACCAAAAGAAGAUUGAAGACUUGCAGAGGCAGCACCAGCGGGAGCUGGAGAAGUUGAGGGAGGAGAAGGACCGCCUCCUGGCUGAGGAGACCGCAGCUACCAUCUCAGCCAUUGAAGCAAUGAAGAAUGCUCACCGGGAGGAGAUGGAGCGAGAGUUAGAGAAGAGCCAGCGGUCCCAAAUCAGCAGCAUCAACUCCGACAUUGAAGCCCUUAGGCGGCAGUACCUGGAAGAGCUGCAGUCAGUGCAGCGGGAGCUGGAAGUCCUCUCAGAGCAGUACUCACAGAAGUGCCUGGAGAAUGCACACCUGGCCCAAGCGCUGGAGGCCGAGCGGCAGGCCCUACGGCAGUGCCAGCGUGAAAACCAGGAGCUUAAUGCCCAUAACCAGGAGCUGAAUAACCGCCUGGCUGCGGAGAUCACAAGGUUGCGAACACUGCUGACCGGGGAUGGUGGUGGGGAGGCAGCUGGAUCACCCCUCACACAGGGCAAGGAUGCCUACGAGUUAGAGGUCUUGUUGCGGGUCAAGGAAUCAGAAAUACAAUACCUGAAGCAGGAGAUCAGCUCUCUCAAGGAUGAACUCCAAACGGCACUUCGGGACAAGAAGUACGCGAGUGACAAGUAUAAAGAUAUCUACACAGAGCUCAGCAUUGCCAAGGCCAAGGCUGACUGUGAUAUCAGCAGGCUGAAAGAGCAGCUAAAAGCAGCUACAGAAGCGCUGGGAGAGAAAUCCCCUGAGAGCACUGCUGUGUCGGGAUAUGACAUAAUGAAAUCUAAAAGCAACCCCGACUUCCUCAAGAAAGACAGAUCCUGUGUUACCCGGCAACUCAGAAACAUCAGGUCCAAGAGUCUGAAGGAAGGCCUGACGGUGCAGGAGCGUUUGAAGCUCUUUGAAUCCAGGGACUUGAAGAAAGACUAGCUGCGUCCUGGUCCACUCAACACGCACUCUUCCCAGCUGGCAGCGGCACAACCCGAGCGUGGCUUCUUGUCUGCACCUUUGUUUUUUAUUGUACUGUCAACGUUAGCUGUGGGUAUGGAUGCAUGAGAGACUGGUGUAUGGGUUGUCUGCACCAUUCCCUGCUGUGUUGGUUCUGACUUCUCGUUGUCUUUAUCACAGCUUUUUCCCAUGGUAUUCCAAAAGUAGUCAAGCUCAAGCAGUGGGGUGAGCAGCGCCCUCCCGCUGUCCCAGGGCACUCACUGUCAGUAUUAAGGCACAGCAGCCUGUUGAUAAGCUAGCCCUGCCUCUGAGCACAAGUGCAGGAAGCUGCCUGUGGCUCUGCUCUGCUGCAUGAGCCUGAGCACUCACAGAUGGACACAACCCUGCUGGGCACAGCAGAGCCACCUGGCUGUCUUGGUUUGGCCUACGGUGGCUCGCCAGCCUGGUUGCUAGAGGAGGAGGAGGCCUGGGGUGGGGGUACAGCCUACAGGCAUUGCCUUUUUGGCCUAGGAGGAUAGCAUUUUGUAUUUGUUCCACUAAUGCAGCUUAGAACCACGCCCCAGAUAAUCCUGGCAAACCUUUCACAACCUGGAAAAUGUUGAAAGCAGCCAUUCCUAUUUUUGUUUUUUAUUAAAUCUUGCACAAAACCCCUGGCCCUCUCAUUCCUUCCUCCGCCCAUGCCCCCCCUGUUCUGCAGUCACUGUCUUCCAGCUGCGGGGAUUGGUGGCCUGCAGCCUGGGGCUUUGGCUGCCAGAAGUGAAGAAUUCCUCCAGGAGUCUCCAGAGGGGAGAAGGUUGCUGGGUUUAAGUCUUCC
Messenger RNA from Dipodomys spectabilis (banner-tailed kangaroo rat), 8173 nucleotides. It is a transcript of the gene Mprip, whose product is annotated as myosin phosphatase Rho interacting protein. Gene Ontology annotation, molecular function: actin filament binding. The transcript is spliced from 24 exons. Bases 73 to 7341 code for a protein of 2422 amino acids. Gene Ontology annotation, cellular component: actin cytoskeleton. Lineage: Eukaryota; Metazoa; Chordata; Mammalia; Rodentia; Heteromyidae. The record is from RefSeq and is a predicted model, not a curated record. Gene Ontology annotation, biological process: actin filament organization.